Messenger RNA from Physella acuta, 1926 nucleotides. Its product is annotated as collagen alpha-6(VI) chain. NCBI's taxonomy places the organism in Eukaryota, Metazoa, Mollusca, Gastropoda, Physidae. The record is from RefSeq and is a predicted model, not a curated record.
GUGUACCUAUACACUGGAAUUUUGUUGGUGGAAAUGCGCCAAAACUUCGAAGUAAUGAGAAAACCGAAAAGUCCUAUACUUGGUCCAUUGAAGUAGAUAAGGAUGUAUAUGCCAUUCCAGGCCAUAACAAAACGAUCAGGAAUACCAAGCACUGUAAAGGUAAGGUGGACGUCAUCUUUGUCUUGGAUUCCUCGAGCAGUGUCCGGGCGGACGGCUGGACAAAGGAGCUGGAGUUUGUCUCGGACGUCGUCAAGCACUUCACCGUGGGCCCAGAUCACGUGCAGGUGGGGGCCGUGGCCUUCAGCUACCUGGGCGAGUUACUCUUCAACCUCAAAGAUCACAAAAGCGUCGCGGGCAUCGAGAAGGCGCUGAAAAGUGCCAGGUUUAUCGACUCUCAGUCCAACAUAGACAAGGCCCUGAACGUCAUCAACUCCAAGAAGAUGUUCAGCAAAGAGCACGGUGGUAGACCGGGCGUCCCGAAAAUCGUCUUCAUCAUUAGUGACGGGCCGUCGACGGAUCUCCCCAAAACGCUCGAGGAAACGUUCGCUCUGAGAAAAGCCAAAGUGCGCAUCAUCAGCAUGGGUGUCCGGCAACGAGGUGUCCAACGUUGAGAUGUUCACCAUCUCCAAAUCUACCGAUGUCAUCAGAGUGGCCCGACUUUUUCAAUAUGAAACCAGCUCUUGCCGACGCCGUGGACACAAUAUGCAUUAACCUCCCAGAGCAGGUCCAGUUGGAGAUUCCGUCGAAGGUCCUCGUCUUUGUCAUCCAGUUCUCCGGCAAGGUGGACAGUCCCGAGUGGGCCAUGCUGAUGGAAUUCGUCACCACCACCAUCAGAAACCUACAGCUGGGACCUAACGGCACAGAAGUAGUUGUGGCAACUGUGCGAAGAAUGAUCAACGUGUACGACUUUAGGCAAUUUACAAGUCAUGCAACCAUUGAAAGAGUGUUACUAGGCAGCGCUACAAUAACUCCCACCACAGUUAUCAAUAUGAAAGAGCUAUUUAAAAAAAUAUACUCCUGGAAAUAUCCAAAGAGUGUUCAAAUGAUACUGCAAAUUUGUACCGAUAACUAUUCAGAAAUCACCACAAUUGAUGACGAGAUCAAGAAAUGGCUCUCUCUGGGGCAUCUGGUGCACAUCACAGCCAUAGGCGACAAAGCACCGAUAGAAGAUAUCGUCAGAGUUGUUCAAGACCCGGAAAAUAUUCAAAUAAUAGAAAGUUAUGAUCUCCUAGCAACAACGACCAUUACACUAUUGCAGAAAAUCAUAUCAGGCGAUGUCCAAGUAACGGUUAAGAACGUCAGUGACAUCUCGUCAUUCACUUGUCAAGUAAAAACAGAGCUGGACGUCAUCUUUGUCAUUGACAUCUCUGCCAGCAUCUGCGUGACGGGUUGGAACAAAGUCAGCAGGUUUCUCCUGGACGUCGUCAAUUUCUUCAAACUGGGGGACACGGAGGUCAAGGUGGGCGCCGUCUUCUACAGUCACGAACCUCAGAGGGUCUUUGACCUCAGAGCGUUCGGCGAAUUCAAAAACAUUGAAAAGCGGCUGAAUGAACCACAUUUAAGCUCCACCACCAGAACUGACAAAGCUAUGAAGGCUAUCAUGGAGUGGAAUAUGUUCGAACCCACAUCUGGGGGCAGGCACAACGUGCAAGAUGUUAUUGUUCUAUUGACUGACGGACAUUCUACGAACCGUAAAAAAGCUCAGCUUGCGGCGGAUGAGUUGAUGAAGAAGAACGUGAAAGUGAUUACUCUGGGAGUCGGCAGGGAUGUAGCUCUGAAAGAGCUUAGAGGCUUGUCCCACAGCAGGAAUCACGUGAUACCAACGGAAACGUUCGACAAGGCGCAGUUCGCCAAACUAUAUUUAGCCAAGACGAUCUGCGAUGCUGUAUCUAUUUAACUUUCAAAAUGAAGAACAAGAACAAAAAG